GUACAGCAGAAGGAAGCUGGCAACCCCUAGCGUCCUGUGCUUAUUCUGGAACAUAUGCCUGGAUCACACUGCAUAAAGGAUAUUCAGAAGAAUAUCAACGGUUCCACUUCUGCUGUACUGACCACCACCUCUCCUACCACCACUGAGCUUCAGCCCCUGAUGGCACAGCCUGACCUGCCGUCUGACCAUGACAACUCCCAGGAGAACAGGAUGGAGAAGGACCCCACACAGCCAGGACCCACAACCCUGCAGAAGACCAGGGCCUGCUUCUUAAAGGGAGUAUCCUACUUCUCUGGAGACAUGAAGGUGUUUGGAAAAUGGAUGGAAAAACAGUUCAUCUUGCUGCAGUUGCUGGACUGGGUUUUGCGUGGAGCUGCUCAGGUGAUGUUUGUCAACAACCCUCUUAGUGGCCUCAUCAUUUUUGCCGGCCUCAUCCUGCAGAACUACUGGUGGGCUCUGAACGGCUUUGUGGGCACACUCUUUGCCACCAUUUCUGCCCUCAUUCUGCAACAGAACAGGGGUGCAAUAGCUGCAGGGCUGUAUGGUUACAAUGGUAUCCUGGUGGGUCUGCUGAUGGCUGUGUUCUCCAACAAAGGAGACUGGUACUGGUGGCUCCUGCUGCCCAACAUCUUCAUGUCUAUGAUGUGCCCCAUUGUAUCCAGUGCCCUGGCAUCUAUUAACAGCCGCUGGGAUCUGCCAGUAUUCACCCUGCCUUUCAACAUUCUUGUGUGUCUACACAUGGUUGCCACUGGCCACUACAACCACUACUUCCCUCAAGUCCAUAUUCAGCCCCGCUCAGAGCUACCCAACAUCACCUGGGCUGAAAUUGACGUAGCCAAGCUGUUCAUGUCAGUGCCUGUGGGAAUUGGCCAAGUCUACGGCUGUGACAACCCUUGGACAGGAGGAAUCUUCAUCAUCUCACUCUUCAUCUCCUCCCCCAUCACCUGCGUUCAUGCCGUCCUGGGAUCUGCCGUGGGCAUGGUUUCAGGCCUGGCUCUGGCAGCUCCUUUUGGAGACAUUUACUUUGGCCUCUGGGGAUACAACUGUGUGUUAGCCUGCAUUGCCAUCGGAGGAAUGUUUUACGCUCUCACCUGGCAGGUGCACCUGCUUGCCAUCACAUGUGCUUUUUUCUGCGCAUACCUUGGCUCAGCCAUCGCCAAUAUCAUGUCCACGUUUGGUCUGCCAGCCUGCACCUGGCCUUUUUGUCUCUCUGCCCUGACUUUCCUCCUCUUAACCACGGGGACCAACAAGAUUUUCAAGCUGCCACUGGCCAAAGUCACCUGUCCCGAGAAAAACCUGUGCUUCUACUGGAAGCUAAAGAGGCAGGAGAAAGUGGAAAAGGCUGAGAAAGAGCAGAAAGAGAGGGAGGAGCAGCAGAGAGCCGCAGAGGAAGAAGUGAUACUGAACGAGAAAGAGCAACUGAGGCUAGAGCUUGAAAGUAUAGAAGAAGGUAGAGUUGCAAGAGAGUCCUCAGAGGGUAAAAAUGACGAGACACAUGUCAAAGACCAUGCACCUGGGGUCGAACAACAGGGUACUAAAGAAGAAGAGGUCACUCCUGCUGAUUAUGUUUAAAAACUACAUUUCUGCCGAGAGAGAGAGAG
Molecule: messenger RNA, 1601 nt
Organism: Morone saxatilis (striped sea-bass)
Lineage: Eukaryota; Metazoa; Chordata; Actinopteri; Moronidae
Gene: slc14a2
Product: solute carrier family 14 member 2
Exons: 10
Coding region: 55-1572 (505 amino acids)
Biological process (GO): urea transmembrane transport
Cellular component (GO): membrane
Molecular function (GO): urea transmembrane transporter activity
Source: RefSeq, a predicted model, not a curated record